UUUUAAUGUUUAUUGAAAGUAAAUCAGUUGUAGUUACAUAUCUUUUUAAAGCACGAGCUAGCUAAACACAUAUUAGCUUUACUUGACCGGAGAUAUAGUGCAGUGAUGAGUCCUAUAACCCGGAAGUGAGUUCGCAUUUUACAACUAUUAGUUCCCUCGUCUCAGAGUCAAUGGGAUUUCUCCAUAGGAUUUUGGAAAAUAGCUCGAAAUAAGAUCUGUGGAAAACGAACCUGCUUGAUAAAUGCACGUUUUGUUCAGCCGGAUAAUCUCCACAUAUCUACCCUACUUGUAUACUUUUCGAAUCAUAAAUCUAAUGGCCAGAAGCAAAAUGCUAACGUUAUGCUAUAAACUAACUACAGACCAUGGAUGUAUAAUAAGAACCUUUAGAAUAAUUACCUUUUAGAAGUACACCAAAACAUAACUGCUAACAAUGUAAAUGCUGUGUUGGAAAAAAAGUGAAUGUAAGAAAAUGUUGAGUUAAAUACUUUUGGCACUGUAUAUACAAAUCUUGGAAAAAUGCCUAUUGUGGCUGUCAUACUUGCAUACAGUGGCAACUAAUAGUAUUGUGAAGAAAUGUCAUGACAACCAUCUUCAGACUGUUACUGCACGCUGAUUGUUGUGGUCCUAUUUAGGACAAAACGUUCAGAGCUGUCCUUGUUCCAGUCCGCCCCUGAUUGAUUAGUGCUUUAACUCGUAAAUUACCCCCAAUGUUAAAGCUUGUUGAUGAUAUGUGAGAUUGUAAAUUGUCAUGCAUUCUAAAGUGUUCACUGUAUUUUUUUCCUUCAACAGAUACCAAAGAAAUAUCAAACAGCACUUUUAAGAGCCUUUUUCAAUGUCUUCUCUUCUCCCUCCUCAGAGCUAUAUUCCCUACAUUUCUUCCUGUCUUCUCCCAAUUUUUACCAUCUUCAUCUCUGUCUCUUUACCACUUUCUCUUUUGUAUUUAUACGCACACACACACACACACACACACACACACACACACACACACACACACACACACACACACACACACACACACACACACACACACACACACACACACACACACACACACACACACACACACACACACACACACACACACACGUAGUGUGCCCACAGGUAAGAACUUACACUUUUCACGACUUAUAUAUUACAAUCGACUAACAGUGUCAUAUAUGUAUGUCUUUGUUAUGCAAAACUUACAGGGAAAUAAAAAAUGGUCUUAUUCGAGCUGGUAACACAGUAGACGACGUUGCAGUGUAUUAUACUGUAGUACUGCUAUAAUUCUAGAUUAUAUUAUAAAAACAAUUUUAUAUAUAGGAUUUCAACAGAUUAACAUUAUCAUAUAUUUUUGUCAAAUUCAAGAUAGUGCUUUUACAGUGCAAUGUCAUGGUCAAGCUUGUAAGAUAGUAGAAGUUGUGUAACCUUACGUUUCGAUUACAUAAUAUUUUACCGCUGAAUUUUAGCUUUGUACUAAAACUAAGUAAGGGGCCAUUAUUGCAUUGAUACUAAAUUAAUUUACUCAAAUUAAAUAAAAAUGCAAGUGUUUUUAUUCUAUUCUAAACAGGAUACAGUUUUUGUUGUAGCUUGGGGAAGGAAUUACAGUCACGGACUAGACAAAGGAAAAUUAGUCAAUAUUUGUAUUUGAUUGCAUUCUGAAUUUGAAACCCAGUUUUAAAUGACCUUGUCUUUUAUUUGUCUUUAUCUCCAAAAGAAUGCCAGGACCAGGUUCAACUUCGAGGCAAUGUUCAAGCUGCUGCAUGUCAUUCAAUGUGGCAUGCAAAACUUGCAAGUUCUGCAAGGCGGUGCAGCCCCGCAAACUGCGCCUUAACAAAAAGAUGGAGAAGUUUGAUACAAAGGCAAACACCUGGGUCCAGGCCCAAAAAAGAAAUAAAACUUCAUCCCACCUGAGGGAUCAAGCUGCAUUGGUGCUGGAAAAAUGUCAGGCCCUUGGAGCCAGAGGCGUCUUGUUCCUAGCCCGGCCUGGAAUCAAGAAGGAAUGGACCUGCGAAAUUAUGAUGCCAAGGUGCAAUGUCAGCACCAAUACCUCCACCUGCCUCCGAAAGAUGGAGGUCUUAUUUGAAUUUGUUGCGAAAGGUUGGAGUCAUACAGAGCCUGCAGCAGCCUCCGAAACCCCACAGCCUCCUGCGGAAAACUCGCCAGCCACAUCAAAAGUUCACAUUGCCACGGCAGACACCCCCACCGAGUCCUCUGGAAACCUAUCCGAGGAGAUGUACACCCUGACACUCAUCCCUGUCCCAGCUGCAAGCACCUAUUCACUCCCUUCACCAUCGGCUGCAUCCCAGCCAGGGAAGAGGAAGAAGGGUUUGCCCACAGAGCGCUCCUCCACUCCAAGAGUUGCUACCUCUGUAGCAAAUGGGUGUAGCAGUACCACAGGUGAAGGGAUGAAGAAGAGGAAUAAGGGCUGCAGAAAAUGCUCAAGGCAGCAGAUAUUCCACUACAAUGGAAUUAAAGACAGAAGGGUAGAGAAGGGAAGAGAAGAGGUAAUGGUCUGCUGGCUGCCUUGCACGUCAUGUGGGAGAAAAUGGGAAGACACCUGGGAGCCUGCCAGUCAAUUCAGUCAAGUCAGUGACACAAAAGGACUUUGAUCUGCACGUCCGUCAACCAGCAGCUCAAUGGGGAUCAUAUGUUUCAAACCACUUUCUCCUCUCGUCCUCUCGUCCUCUCGUUUACGUUCAUACCUGUCAUCCUUCAGGAGAUUGCACUUUGUUUUGAUCUAAGAAGUUGAUUAUGUUAAGGUUUUGGUGUGUGUGUGCGUGCGUGUGUGUGUGUGAAAAAAAAAAUCUAUUUGUUUUAUUAAAACAUUUCCCUUUUUGCAA
Molecule: messenger RNA, 2822 nt
Organism: Gymnodraco acuticeps
Lineage: Eukaryota; Metazoa; Chordata; Actinopteri; Perciformes; Bathydraconidae
Exons: 9
Coding region: 1698-2591 (297 amino acids)
Source: RefSeq, a predicted model, not a curated record